Molecule: messenger RNA, 1973 nt
Organism: Ipomoea nil (Japanese morning glory)
Lineage: Eukaryota; Viridiplantae; Streptophyta; Magnoliopsida; Solanales; Convolvulaceae
Product: probable glycosyltransferase At5g03795
Exons: 3
Coding region: 150-1868 (572 amino acids)
Molecular function (GO): glycosyltransferase activity
Source: RefSeq, a predicted model, not a curated record
AUAUGACUUUAUAAACAUAUUUAAUUUUCGCAUUAUGUCACGCCACUUGUCAACCUCUCUCAACGAUCACUAGCCAUCAACAAGGGCUUAUUGAAGGCGACAAGAGAUGGAAUAAGGAGAAGAAGAAAUAGAUAAGAAAAUCUUUUAGGAUGUGGAAGAGAAAGGUCAGAGGGUGGUUGUCGCCGCCGUUCUUUCCGCCGUCUUCAAAGCUUGCAUGGUUUACAGUGGCUGUGAUUGCGGUUUUUGGGUUUGUGGUGUUUCGUGCCCAAAACUAUUCCGCUUUUCUGUUCACUUAUCCUUACAUGAACACUCCGGUGGCCUACCAUGGAUCUCCACCCGGCGUUCUCCGGCAGCUGGAGAGCCAGAAGGGCACCGGCGAUUCAAGACUGGCGGCGGCGGCGGAGAAAAUAAACAAGGGAUUGCAUGAGUGUAACGUUACCGGCGAUUCAAGACUGACGGCGCUAGUAGCGACGGAGGAGGAAAUAGGGAAGGGGUUGCCGCAUGAGAGUAACGUUACCGGAGUUUCAAGACUUCCGGCGUUAGUGACGACGGAGGAGGAAAUAGAUAAGGGGCUGCAUGAGAAUAACGUUACCGGAGAUUCAAGACCCAUAUUAUUGGCACCGGAAACUGGCAUAGGCGACGACGAGAGACAAAACGGCAUAUCUUCUGAUGAUACCGAGGAUUCAAGAAAAUCGAAAAGGUAUACGUAUACCAACAUGGAGAGAAUAGAAGCCGAUCUUGCCCGAGCUCGAGCUUCCAUCUUAAGGGGCGGCGGCGGCGGGACCCAGACAAAAGAUGAUGACUCCGUCCCUGUCGGUCCCAUGUACCGGAACGCUUCGUUCUUCCUCAGGAGCUACGCGGAAAUGGAGAAAACAUUGAAGGUAUAUGUGUACGAGGAUGGACAGCCGCCGGUGGCUCAUUACGGUCCCUGCAAGAGCACAUACGCAAUCGAAGGUAAUUUCAUUCAUGCAAUGGAUUUUAGCCGUUUCCGCACCACCGAUCCCGACAAAGCCCACCUUUACUUCCUCCCCUUCAGCAUCACCGUCCUCAGCAAACUGGUUUAUGAACCAAACUCCCAUGAUUGGAGUCCGAUGAAGAUAACUGCUUUGGAUUAUGUCAACUCUGUUGCGAGGAAAUACCCUUUCUGGAAUCGCUCCCUCGGCGCCGAUCACUUCAUCCUUUCUUGCCAUGAUUGGGGGCCGGAAAUAUCAUUCGCAAUUCCGAAUCUGCACAAUAAUUCCAUCCGGGCAUUAUGCAACGCCAACACCUCAGAGCGGUUCGACCCGAAGAAGGACGUAUCCAUCCCGGAAAUCGUCCUCCCGUCCGGCACGACGAAGGGCUUGCUCGGCGGCCCGUCGCCGUCCAAACGCCCGGUCCUGGUGUUCUACGCCGGCGGGCUGCACGGCCCAGUCCGGCCAAUUCUGCUGCAGCACUGGGAGAACAAAGACGAAGAUGUUCAGGUCCACAGCUAUCUCCCGAAGGGCGUGUCGUACAACGGAAUGAUGCGGAAAAGUAGGUACUGCAUCUGCCCUAGCGGGUACGAGGUUGCCAGUCCGAGAAUGGUGGAGGCGCUGUACAUGGGGUGUGUCCCCGUGCUCAUAAAACGCGGCUACGUGGCGCCGUUCAGUGAUGUGUUGAACUGGGAGGCGUUUGCGGUUAUUAUUCCGGUGGAGGACAUCCCUAACCUCAAGAAAAUCUUGACGGGAAUUUCGCAGAGACAGUACAUAAGGAUGCAGAGGAGAGGAGUUAAGGUUAGGAGGCAUUUUGAGGUUAAUUCUCCGCCUAAACGUUUUGAUGUCUUCCACAUGAUUCUCCAUUCCAUUUGGCUUAGAAGGCUCAAUGUUCGACUUCACCAUCUCAAUGUGUAACACUUUAAUCUAAAUUUUUACAAAAAAGUUUUCAGUUUCAGAUCAUUUUUUCUGGUACAUACAUAAUUGUUUGCUCAUCCAUUGUAAUAAAAUUUUGAAUAAUUA